Molecule: messenger RNA, 5065 nt
Organism: Marmota monax (woodchuck)
Lineage: Eukaryota; Metazoa; Chordata; Mammalia; Rodentia; Sciuridae
Gene: Slc12a7
Product: solute carrier family 12 member 7
Exons: 26
Coding region: 290-3652 (1120 amino acids)
Biological process (GO): potassium ion homeostasis; potassium ion import across plasma membrane; chloride transmembrane transport
Cellular component (GO): membrane
Molecular function (GO): potassium:chloride symporter activity
Source: RefSeq, a predicted model, not a curated record
ACAGCGGAGGUCUCCCCGCUGCCUGGUAAGGCCGCCCACGGCGGGACUCUGCCUGUCUUUCCAGCUGUGAGCCUGGCUUGGGGCUUGCUGAGGUCCCUUGGUUUGGAUUUGCUUGAUUCUUGCUUGCGGUCAGAAUCAGGUGUCGUCCCUGGCCAGAACACCCCCAAGGGUGCCUCCUCUUCCCUGGGUGGCAGAUCAGGAGCCUCUGGGGCCCAACUGAAUCGGAUGGGGAUGUCAGUUGUGUCCCCUACCCUGUCACCUACCCGUCAGGAGGUACAGUGGACUGUCCAUGCCCAGCCUCUCAUCUGUCCUUGGGGCCAUGGAGGGUUCCGGCUCAACCCGUGGUGGUUGCUGGUGGGUUCUGCUUCUGCCACUCACUGCUGGAAUGGCUGGUGUUCUGCAGGAGGAGCCCCACCUUGCAGGUCCCUCAGGAGAUGGGAACCCCAGGGAGAGCAGCCCUUUCCUCAACAGCGUGGAGCUGGAGAGAGAGAGUCACUUGGAAGGGAAGAACAUGGCGCUUUUUGAGGAGGAGAUGGACAGCAACCCCAUGGUGUCCUCCCUGCUGAACAAGCUGGCCAACUACACCAACCUGAGCCAGGGCGUGGUGGAGCACGAGGAGGACGAGGACAGCCGGCGGAGGGAGGCCAAGGCCCCGCGCAUGGGCACCUUCAUCGGCGUCUACCUGCCCUGCCUGCAGAACAUCCUGGGCGUCAUCCUCUUCCUGCGCCUGACGUGGAUCGUGGGCGCGGCCGGCGUGCUGGAGUCCUUCCUCAUCGUCUCCCUGUGCUGCACCUGCACGAUGCUGACCGCCAUCUCCAUGAGUGCCAUCGCUACCAAUGGUGUGGUCCCAGCUGGAGGUUCGUACUACAUGAUAUCCCGCUCACUGGGGCCUGAGUUUGGAGGGGCCGUGGGUCUCUGCUUCUACCUGGGCACCACCUUUGCAGGCGCCAUGUACAUCCUGGGCACCAUUGAGAUCUUCUUGACCUACAUCUCCCCCAGCGCGGCCGUCUUCCAGGCCACGGAGGCGGGCAGCGAGGCCGCGGCGCUGCUGAACAACAUGCGUGUGUACGGCAGCUGCACGCUGGCCCUCAUGGCCAUGGUGGUCUUCGUGGGCGUGAAGUACGUCAACAAGCUGGCCCUGGUCUUCCUGGCCUGCGUGGUGCUCUCCAUCCUGGCCAUCUAUGCCGGUGUCAUCAAGACGGCCUUCGACCCGCCCGACAUCCCGGUCUGCCUGCUCGGGAACCGCACCCUUGCAAAGCGCAGCUUCGAGGCCUGUGCCAAGACGCACAUCGCCAGCAACGGCACGGUGACCACCGCGCUCUGGAGCCUCUUCUGCAACAGCUCCAGCCCCAGCGCCUCCUGCGACGAGUACUUUGUGCAGAACAAUGUCACUGAGAUCCAGGGCAUCCCUGGUGUGGCCAGCGGUGUCCUCCUGGAUAACCUGUGGAGCGCGUACUCGGAUAAGGGGGCAUUUGUGGAGAAGGAGGGCGUGCCGUCCGUGCCUGUGUCCGAGGAGAGCCGGGCCAGCGGGCUGCCGUACGUCCUCACGGACAUCAUGACCUACUUCACCAUGCUCGUGGGCAUCUACUUCCCCUCCGUGACGGGUAUCAUGGCAGGAUCCAACCGUUCCGGGGACCUCAGGGACGCCCAGAAGUCCAUCCCCACAGGGACCAUCUUGGCCAUUGUAACCACGUCUUUUAUCUAUCUCUCCUGCAUAGUGCUUUUUGGGGCCUGCAUUGAAGGCGUGGUCUUGCGAGAUAAGUUUGGGGAAGCCCUGCAAGGGAACCUGGUCAUCGGCAUGCUGGCCUGGCCGUCCCCCUGGGUCAUUGUCAUCGGCUCCUUCUUCUCCACCUGUGGUGCUGGCCUGCAGAGCCUGACGGGGGCGCCCCGUCUGCUGCAGGCUAUCGCCCGUGAUGGCAUCGUCCCCUUCCUGCAGGUGUUCGGACAUGGGAAGGCCAACGGGGAGCCCACCUGGGCCCUGCUGCUCACAACCCUCAUCUGUGAAAUGGGCAUCCUCAUUGCCUCCCUGGACAGUGUGGCCCCCAUCCUGUCCAUGUUCUUCCUUAUGUGCUACAUGUUUGUGAACCUGGCCUGCGCCGUGCAGACCCUGCUGCGAACGCCCAACUGGCGUCCACGCUUCAAGUUCUACCACUGGACGCUGUCCUUCCUCGGCAUGAGCCUGUGCCUGGCCCUGAUGUUCAUCUGCUCCUGGUACUAUGCCCUCUUCGCCAUGCUCAUCGCCGGCUGCAUCUACAAGUACAUCGAGUACCGCGGGGCUGAGAAGGAGUGGGGAGACGGCAUCAGGGGCCUGUCUCUGAACGCUGCCCGCUACGCCCUACUGCGCCUGGAGCACGGGCCACCCCACACCAAGAACUGGAGGCCCCAGGUGUUGGUGAUGUUGAACCUGGAUGCUCAGCGCUGUGUGAAGCACCCCCGCCUGCUGUCCUUCGCCUCACAGCUGAAGGCCGGCAAGGGCCUCACCAUCGUGGGCUCAGUGCUGGAGGGCACUUACCUGGACCAGCACCUGGAGGCCCAGCAGGCUGAGGAGAACAUCCGGUUCCUGAUGGGCCUGGAGAAGACCAAGGGCUUCUGCCAGCUGGUGGUGUCCUCCAACCUGCGGGACGGCACGUCGCACCUGAUCCAGUCGGCCGGCCUGGGGGGCAUGAAGCACAACACGGUGCUCAUGGCCUGGCCCGGGUCCUGGAAGCAGGAGGACAACCCUUUCUCCUGGAAGAACUUUGUCGACACUGUCCGCGACACCACAGCGGCCCAGCAGGCCUUGCUGGUAGCCAAGAACAUUGACUUGUUCCCGCAAAACCAGGAACGCUUCAGCGAGGGGAGCAUCGACGUGUGGUGGAUAGUGCAUGAUGGGGGCAUGCUCAUGCUGCUGCCGUUCCUGCUGCGCCAGCACAAGGUGUGGCGGAAGUGCCGGAUGCGCAUCUUCACAGUGGCCCAGGUGGACGACAACAGCAUCCAGAUGAAGAAGGACCUGCAGGUGUUCCUGUACCACCUGAGGAUCAGCGCCGAGGUGGAGGUGGUGGAGAUGGUUGAGAACGACAUCUCUGCGUUCACCUAUGAGAAGACCUUGGUGAUGGAGCAGAGGUCCCAGAUGCUGAAGCAGAUGCAGCUGUCCAAGAACGAGCGGGAGAGAGAGGCCCAGCUGAUCCACGACAGGAACACUGCGUCCCAUGCCGCGGCGGCCACCAGGCCCCAGGCCCUGUCGGUGCCCGACAAGGUGCAGAUGACCUGGACGAAGGAGAAGCUGAUUGCGGAGAAGCACAGGAGCAAGGAGGCCAGCACCCCUGGGUUCAAAGACCUCUUCAGCCUGAAGCCAGAAUGGGGAAACCUGCCACCUCCUGGGAACCCAGCCUGGCCUCUGAGGCUGAGGAAGUCCUGUGACGCACGCCCUGCCCUUCUGGAGUCCCCCUGCCCACACAGUGACUGCCCCCAGGGUGCCAUGGGGAGACCGGCUGUGACCGGGCCAGGUUCCAGGGGGAGGGGCCUGCUGCCUUCUUUCCUCCAGGGACCAGUCCAACGUCAGGAGGAUGCACACGGCCGUGAAGCUCAAUGGGGUCGUCCUCAACAAGUCCCAGGACGCCCAGCUGGUCCUGCUGAACAUGCCGGGGCCCCCAAAAAACCGGCAGGGGGAUGAGAACUACAUGGAGUUUCUUGAGGUCUUGACCGAGGGGCUGAACAGGGUGCUUCUGGUCAGGGGUGGUGGCCGGGAGGUCAUCACCAUCUACUCCUAAGGCCUGAUGACGGUGGGCAUGCCAGAUGGGGUGAGGACGGUGCCAGCCCAACUCAGACUGACAGAUGUCACUCAGGCCACCUGACCUGCUGUACCUGGCUUCCUACAGAAGUUUCUAGAGCCACCACCUGGGCUCCCUCCACACAGAAGACAUUCUAGGAAGUACUGAGAGGGGCCGCGAGUGACUGGAGAGCCCCCUGUAUCCGUCCAGGGCAGAGCUCCAUGUACCCAGCAACCUGGGAUUGACCAGUGUCCACUGCCCAGCCUCAGCCAGACUGUGACUUCGCAUGUCAUUGACACCCCACACAGAACACUUAUGGCAAAGCAUGCUUGUCCCCUGGGCCAAGGGCAGAAUGUCAGUGUGGCCGUGGGGCUCCGUGCCUCCCAGUCUCCCAUGAACAGCUGGGCCAGUGCACACUGGGCAGGGUGCUGAACAGAGCCUGCGUCCCGGUGGGGUGUGAGUGCCAGCUGCGUCCCUCCUGGGCUCCCCUGCCGAGCUGCGGCUGUGUGGGGGUCCCAGCUGCUCUUCGUAAGCACCCACAGGGCCCUGCCAGUGUGCGCCUGGGCGGCGGGGGCUUGCUGCCCUGAGUGGGGGUGUGCGGGACCUAAGAGCCGGGAAUUCUGCACAUGGCCCAUGUGCAGAGUGGAGUGCCGUCCCACCCCUUGCCCUGUGAAGGAGAAGGCAGCCUCAGCUGGACGAGCCCCCUGCUGGGCGUGGGCCCCGUGCGGUGAGGCAGCAACAGCUGGGCACCCUCACCACCUGCUGCUGGUUCGCACUUUACCUUGGAGCUUUCCGGUUCUAGGUCAGCUGUGUUGGCAGGCUGUGGGCUCACUUGGCCUUGCUGGCCUCGCUGCCCGCUGCGUGGGUUAUUUAUUUAUUUAAACACCCUGGGGCCUUUUGGGGGUGACCCCACUGUCCACAGAGCUUGCUUCCUCAGAGGUCCCACACUCAGGCCCUGGGCUGUCUCUGGCGCCAGGGCUCCCUAGCGAAUAAGCCCGUCCACAGAGUCCAGGUCAGGGCAGAGGCACUGUAGGGCACAGGGAGGGUCAGCUCGCCAGUGACCACUGUUCGGCUCAUGUCCCACACAGGCAGUGGGCCUGCCCGCCGAGGGCCGCCAGAGCAGAGCCGUGUGGAAGGCCCCUGCCUCGUCCCAGGAAGGGCCGGGGGACCUGGGCUGCAGCUCCGCCCCGGCCGGCUUUUCCUUUGUGAACCUGCCUUGUCACUGCAGCCAUCCAAAAUCGACUUCAUGGUUUCCUUUUAUAGAUUCCUUGUCUUUGUCUGAUUCUGUUUGUAGAAUAAAGUCCUAUGAAACCUGA